Molecule: messenger RNA, 2837 nt
Organism: Clupea harengus (Atlantic herring)
Lineage: Eukaryota; Metazoa; Chordata; Actinopteri; Clupeiformes; Clupeidae
Gene: hsp90b1
Product: heat shock protein 90 beta family member 1
Biological process (GO): protein folding
Molecular function (GO): ATP-dependent protein folding chaperone; ATP hydrolysis activity; ATP binding
Source: RefSeq, a predicted model, not a curated record
CGACUACAGAUCGGCAGUGCACGCAUUUCCCAAGGCUUUUGCCGGAGUGUUAUACAUCUGUAGGACUGUAAUUAAAAGGCAGUCUGAAGUAAAAUAUUUUCUUAAUCAAAAUGAAGCGGUUAUGGAUCAUAGGUCUUCUAUGUACUCUUCUUGCCUUCACAUCUGUGCGGGCAGAAGAAGAUGAUCUUGACAUUGAUGGAACCGUGGAGGACGAUCUGGGCAAAAGCAGAGAAGGCUCCAAGACAGACGACGAAGUAGUACAGAGAGAGGAAGAGGCUAUCCAGCUGGAUGGAUUGAAUGCGGCACAGAUCAAGGAAAUCCGGGAGAAGUCGGAAAAGCACGUCUUCCAGGCGGAAGUCAACCGCAUGAUGAAGCUCAUCAUCAACUCCCUGUACAAGAACAAGGAGAUCUUCUUGAGGGAGCUCAUCUCCAACGCUUCGGACGCCCUGGACAAGAUCCGCUUGCUCUCACUCACCAACGAAGACGCGCUGGCUGGCAAUGAAGAACUGACCGUGAAGAUUAAGGCCGACAAGGAGAAGAACAUGCUCCAUAUCACCGACACGGGUGUCGGAAUGACCAAGGAGGAGCUGAUCAAGAACCUGGGUACCAUCGCCAAAUCUGGCACCAGUGAGUUCCUCAACAAGAUGUCUGACAUGCAGACAGAGGGGCAGUCCACCUCCGAGCUGAUUGGCCAGUUCGGCGUGGGCUUCUACUCCGCCUUCCUGGUGGCCGACAAAGUCAUCGUCACAACCAAGCACAACAACGGCACGCAGCACAUCUGGGAGUCGGACUCCAACGAGUUCUCAGUCAUCGAGGACCCGCGCGGAGACACCCUGGGCCGUGGAAGUACCAUCACUCUCGUGAUGAAGGAGGAGGCCUCUGACUUCCUGGAGCUGGAGACCAUCAAGAACCUCGUCAGGAAGUACUCCCAGUUCAUCAACUUCCCUAUCUACGUCUGGAGCAGCAAGACGGAAACUGUGGAGGAGCCCCUCGAUGAGGAUGAGGAGGCAACAGAGGUCAAAGACGAGGACGCCACUGAGGAUGAGGCUGAGGUGGAGGAGGAGGAGGAGAAAGAGGAGAAGGACAAGCCCAAGACCAAGAAGGUGGAGAAGACCGUGUGGGACUGGGAGCUGAUGAACGACAUUAAGCCCAUCUGGACGCGGCCAGCCAGGGAGGUUGAGGAGGAGGAGUACAAGGCCUUCUACAAGACCUUUUCCAAGGACUCUGACGAGCCCCUUGGUCACAUCCACUUCACAGCUGAGGGAGAGGUCACCUUCAAAUCCAUCCUGUUUGUGCCAGCUUCUGCUCCACGUGGCCUGUUUGACGAGUACGGCUCCAAGAAGAACGACUUCAUCAAGCUGUUUGUGCGCAGGGUGUUCAUCACUGAUGACUUCCACGACAUGAUGCCCAAAUACCUCAACUUCGUCAGGGGUGUGGUGGAUUCUGAUGACCUGCCCCUCAACGUCUCCCGAGAGGCCCUGCAGCAGCACAAACUGCUCAAGGUCAUCCGCAAGAAGCUGGUGCGCAAGACCCUGGACAUGAUCAAGAAGAUCGCAGAGGAGGUGUACAACGACAAGUUCUGGAAGGAGUUUGGCACAAACAUCAAACUGGGCGUGAUCGAGGACCACUCCAACCGCACCCGUCUGGCCAAGCUGCUCCGCUUCCAGACCUCCAACAGCGAGAAGGAGCUGGCCAGCCUGGAGCAGUAUAUGGAGAGGAUGAAGGACAAGCAGGACAAGAUCUACUUCAUGUCUGCCACCAGCAGGAAGGAGGCCGAGUCCUCUCCCUUCGUGGAGAAGCUGCUGAAGAAGGGCUUGGAGGUGAUCUACCUGACUGAGCCCGUGGACGAGUACUGCAUACAAGCCCUGCCCGAGUUCGACGGCAAGCGCUUCCAGAACGUGGCCAAGGAGGGCGUCAACUUUAACGAGAGCGAAAAGGCCAAGGAGAAGAGGGAGGCCCUGGAGAAGGAGUUUGAGCCCCUGACCAACUGGAUGAAGGACACACCCCUCAAGGACAAGAUUGAGAAGGCUGUGCUGUCCCAGCGGCUGACCAACUCCCCCUGCGCUCUGGUGGCCAGUCAGUACGGCUGGUCUGGAAACAUGGAGCGCAUCAUGAAGGCCCAGGCCUACCAGACAGGCAAAGACAUCUCCACAAACUAUUAUGCAAGCCAGAAGAAAACCUUAGAAAUUAACCCCAAACAUCCCCUGAUUAAAGAGAUGCUGAAAAGAGUAAAUACUGAUGCUGAGGACCAGACGGCGUCGGAUCUGGCGGUGGUUCUGUUUGAGACGGCGACGCUGCGCUCCGGGUACCAGCUGGCCGACACCAAAGCCUACGGAGAACGCAUCGAGAGGAUGCUCAGGCUCAGCAUGAACGUCGACCUCGCCGAACAGGUGGAGGAAGAGCCUGAGGAGGAGCCGGAAGAGGCAGCUGAGGAUGAUGGUGAUGAUGCUGAUGCUGAUGAAGGAGAUGAGAUUGAUGCUGAAGAUGACGACACAGAAAAGGGCCCGGCCUCCACACAGAAGAUCGAGCUCUGAGAAAUUGUGAAAAACUGAUGACUGGGGCAGGGUUUGGACUGGGUGGGGGCAGGACUUCGGGUGUCACCAUAAUGACGGAUCUUCUCUGCCAGGGUGGGGGGGCUGGAAAAAUGAGGGGAUGGGGCAGGGGUGUGUGAAAGGGGAGGGGUUUUAUAGGCACUGCUUGUGUUUGAAAUUGUUUUGUUCUGUUUUUUUUUUUUUUUUACAUUCCUCAUGACUGUAAAUUUGUUAAUAUUUAACUGGAGCUGGUUAUGGAGUUCUGAAUUCCUGUCACGUGAACCAUUAAAUGUUUGCGAAAAGGGA